This is a messenger RNA of Corvus hawaiiensis (hawaiian crow), 1331 nucleotides long. Its product is annotated as acrosin-like. Lineage: Eukaryota; Metazoa; Chordata; Aves; Passeriformes; Corvidae. Bases 93 to 1331 code for a protein of 412 amino acids. The transcript has 5 exons. The record is from RefSeq and is a predicted model, not a curated record. Gene Ontology annotation, biological process: proteolysis; acrosome reaction. Gene Ontology annotation, molecular function: serine-type endopeptidase activity.
CGGGCAGCGCGGCUGCUGCGGGCACUGCGGCUGUGGCUGUGCUGCUGCCCGGAUCCCUCAGUGCUUGCAGCUGACACGUGCCUCUGGCAGCCAUGAAUUGGCUCGGCCUCCUCGUCCUGCUGACCGCUGCCGGGCUGGCGCACGGCACAUGGGACAACUGUGGAGGGACCUGCGGGCACCGAGCUGUGGUAUCUGACUAUGGCCUCAUGACUUAUUACUACGGCAACGUGGCUUAUGGCUAUGACAUGACACGUGUUGUGGGUGGCACGAAUGCCCUGCCAGGAGCCUGGCCCUGGAUCGUCAGCAUCCAGCAUCCAUGGAUGCCAGACUUAAGGCAUCUGUGUGGAGGUUCCCUCAUCAGCACUCAGUGGGUCCUCACAGCAGCCCACUGCUUCGACCCCAUCAGGAAAAUCAGCAUGGUGUAUGUGGUGAUUGGGGCCAGCCAGUUGACUCAGCCAGGUCCUGGUGCAGAAGUGCGCAAUAUCAAGCAGUUGCUCGUGCACCAGGCAUACAAUCCUGAUGACAUGAGCUACGAUAUUGCCCUGCUGGAAUUGGACCAUCCUGUCCAGUGCAGCCCCUACAUCCAGCUGGCCUGUGUGCCCGACGCCACGCUGAGAGUGUCAGAGCUGAAGAACUGCUGGGUGGCUGGAUGGGGUUCCACCGCUCCAAGAGCUCAAAAAUCAAGUGAUCACCUGCAGGAGGCCAAAGUCCAGCUCAUCGAUACCAAACUCUGCAACAGCAGCCACUGGUACGCAGGAGAAAUCCACACCCACAACCUGUGUGCUGGUUACCCACAGGGCACCAUCGACACCUGCCAGGGUGACAGCGGUGGUCCUCUCAUGUGCCAAGACAACAACGCUGACUCCUGGUGGGUCAUUGGAGUGACCAGCUGGGGGAAAGGCUGUGCCAGAGCAAGGCGUCCUGGAGUCUACAUCUCCACUCAGUUCUUCUAUGACUGGAUCCUAUUCCAGAUGAGCCUGAGCCCAGAUGGAAAUUCUUCUCCAACAUCACGGGCGUGUAGUAAUUUUUUGACCAUUUCACACCCCUGGUCUCAUUAUAUUACCAUCCCACAACCCUCUCAGAAGCCAUGGCCAAGACCACCCCUCUCUGAAAAGUUGUGUCCAAGAUUACCUCUGUCUCAAAAGUCGUGUCCAAGGCCAACUGCCUCUCAAAAGCCUUGGUCGAGAGCAACCCCCUCUCCAAAACCAAGGCCAAUUACAACAACAUUGGGCAAAGUUAACUCCUGCCCAUUUCCCAUGAAGAUUCUGGUGGAAUUCUUUACUCGAGUGAAGCAACUCCUCCAGCAGAUUCUUGGGCAAAACACAUCUUAA